UAAAGGAAGGCGUGCAGAGCUUUGAGAAUCCGCGGCAUCUGUUCGGACGAACUUUCGUAAACAAUCAAAUCCGAAGACAUUCCAUGGAACGAAUUUGAUUUUUAUUGCGACGAUGCGAUCCGCUAUUAUUAUCUCAUAGACAAGUAAACUUCACAAACAGAUGUCUGGAAAAUGAACGCAACUUCUCCCAAAUCGUCGCUAGCCAAGUUGGGUUUGUAUCCCAGGCAAAAGACUUUGAAGGUUAUGGUGCUGGGUCAAAGCGGAGUAGGAAAAUCAGCAAUGGUAGUUCGAUUUAUUACGAAAAGGUAUAUUGGAGAAUAUGAUCCUACUUUAGAAAAAGUUUACACUUUCCACACUGUGAUCGACAACGAAAUGGUGUAUUUUGAUAUUCUAGACACAGCAGGGCAGCAUCAUGAGAGCGAAUGUUUAGCGUUAGAAGCAAAUAUCAGGUGGGCAGAAGCAUUCAUCCUUAUGUAUUCCGUCACAGACAAGUGUUCCUUUGAUGAAUGUUAUCGAUUAAAAUUCUUAAUUAACUACAAUAAACGUAGACGUAGAUUAGGAAGUACGAGUAAAGACGGAAUUGGCGAUGUACCGGUAGUUUUAGUAGGAAAUAAAAUCGAUCAAGUGGAAGACCGGAUGGUAACGUUGGAAGAAGGACAAAGGAGGAGCAAGGAAAUUGGAUGCGUUUGUUUCCACGAAAUAUCCGUCAGGGAAAGUAUAGAACAGGUUUGGUCAGUUUUUCGAGACGUUUGCCGUUUCUGGCGCGUCCAAAACAAAAAUCCCAAAAUUCGAAGAUCUGGUAGCGAAAAAGAGCCCACUUCUCCCGACACCGUCCGACUUCUCUGCUCAGCCACUGUAUCACCCAGUAGUCUGAUCCCCAGUUGUAGACCAACAGUUAUGUUCAGCAGAAGAUGGACCGAAGUCGAACUGGAAGAAGAAGAGGAAGAAACUGAAAGCAAAGAAAGCAACGCUUCCAGUCCCAGCGACAGUGUACCAUUCCGAGAACGAGCUUCUACAGACGGACAUCUGCAACAAAGACCCUGGAGAUGGAGAUAUCCUCCAAUCGCUGCUGCAAGUUCAGCAGGAAGCCAAGAUUUACCCAGCGCCAAGGCCGAGAGGAGGAUGAGCAUUUCGAUGAGAGGGAAUAACGCGAGCUACUGAAUUUUUGUUGAUAUUAAUUUUACAGGGGAAAUGAGAACAAAUGCGUCUUCGCAGGACAAUAAAUUUGUAAUGACAACGUUAUUUUCUGUUUCUAUUUCGAAGAUCGUUACUAAGAAAAAUGUAUCAGACUGCGGGCUUUAAAAUUCCAGUCAAUUUUUUAUUGUAGAAGUUAUUACACGAAUUAUUUGAUACAUUUUUACACAAACGUUGACAAAUAAAUCAAAAAGUCUGAACUAAAAAAUAUAUAUACAUAUAUAUGCUUAUAUACACACAUUCUUCUAUAAAUAUACCGUGCGAUUAAAAAAAAGGGGAAUACACGUGGCCAUGUUUUUUAGAAAAUCAGCUGUCAGUGUCAUAAAUAUUAUGCGCCAGCGUGUGUUAAAUUAAAAUUAAUCAAUUUUCUUUUCAACCUGACAGUUAAUUUUAAACUUAAUGGACGUUGAUAGCUUUAUAUGACAUGAUUACUAAAUGAAGUUUAAAAAACAGAAUCAAUCCUGAUUCUCUUUUUUUAAUGGUACGUUAUAUCUUUGCUGUACUUGUUGUAUCCCUGUUUUAUCAAACAUCGACCACUCUAACUGUGAUUUAAUGUUUUACGGUGUGGGAUGAUUUUGAAAAAUACUUCAAUUUCUACUUUAUUUAAAAUUAACACAAAGCGACUAAUACUUAUUUUUCCUGUCAUUGACAUUUGUAAAAGAUCUUGUUUGUCAAAAAAAAACGACAAAAGAAUUUCAAAAUCAUUCUUGACGCAAUCUCGUUUUAGACUUUCGGACCGGUAGUGAUAUUCUAUAUUUCCACAAUUUCGUACUUUCCUUUUUAUUAUAACUAAUGUUACAUUUAUUGGUAUUUAUUAAUACCGAAUCACCUGUUGAUUGAAAAGUCUUACAACUGAAAUAAGAAAAUUGCAAACUUGGUCAAAAGGUUUUAAAACGAGCUUUAUGUGUAUACCAUACAUAUGUAUACUGAAAAAUUAUAGCUGUUAUAUUAUUCAUAUAACCAAAAAUUUUAUAAAUAAA
Molecule: messenger RNA, 2174 nt
Organism: Zophobas morio
Lineage: Eukaryota; Metazoa; Arthropoda; Insecta; Coleoptera; Tenebrionidae
Exons: 5
Coding region: 172-1161 (329 amino acids)
Molecular function (GO): GTPase activity; GTP binding
Source: RefSeq, a predicted model, not a curated record